AUGUUUUCCAACUAUUUUGUGAUCGGUUCAGUAAAAGCAAAGAGUCAAUUUGAUUGCCUUCAAUGUAAAUGUUCAAUAAUGAAAACGAUUAGCAUAGCGAUGAAAUUUAUGAAUUUGGAAGUUAUUUUAAUUUAUGAAGCGAAAGGUAACAACAGUUUUGAAUCAAUCGAGCACACAAACUGUCCUCAAAUGCCACAAAAAACAAAUGAUAAACAAUAUGAUAAGUGCUUUGAUUUGAAUAACAUGAUUAAACAUUCAAUCACGUUGCUUGGGGAAAAGGUGAUGUAUCCGUUGGAAAUUGUGUAUACAAAUGGGAAGCUCCGAAAUGGCAAUUCUGCCAAUUUAGUUAUCAACAGCGUAGAAGAUACACUCAUCAUGACAAGUGACAUUGCUGCAUUAAAAUCACUAAUCGCCGAAGUCAAGCUUUUUGUUGAACCAAACAAUAAAUUUUCAUCAUUAUCAGCAAAAGAAAUAAAUGACACUUUACGUAACAGAAAUGAGAUUAUCAAAUGUUGA
Clunio marinus is the source of this 516-nucleotide messenger RNA. NCBI's taxonomy places the organism in Eukaryota, Metazoa, Arthropoda, Insecta, Diptera, Chironomidae. The record is from the annotation of a GenBank genome assembly.